Parnassius apollo (apollo) is the source of this 693-nucleotide messenger RNA. NCBI's taxonomy places the organism in Eukaryota, Metazoa, Arthropoda, Insecta, Lepidoptera, Papilionidae. The record is from the annotation of a GenBank genome assembly.
AUGCAAGAUGUGAUACAUGACCAUGAUUACCUACCUUUUCCUUUACAUCAUCAACUUAUUCUUAAUAAAAUAUCUGUUACACCUGACUCAGCAAAGGAAAUUGAAAAGAAAACUAAAAAUCAGACGAAGACAAAGUUAUGGCAUACAGAACGAUCUUUUCGAGUGACUGCUUCAAGAGUCGGUGAGAUUUGUAAAUUUACUGCUAAAAAGGACCAAGAAAAGUAUGCACAAAGCCUUAUAUGUAAUAAGAAAAUAGUAAGCACGGCCUUAGAAUGGGGCAAGUCUAUGGAAACCACAGCAAUUGAAGCAUAUGAGGGGAAAACUGGAAAAAAAGUAGAACGCUGUGGUUUAUAUGUUUCUGUGCAGUACCCUUUCAUUGGCGCUUCUCCUGAUGGAUUAAUUGGAGAUAACAAAAUUUUAGAAGUUAAAUGUCCAUAUUCCAUAAAGGAUGAAAUGAUUGGAUCCAACAAUUAUUUCCAUUUAGAGCAUGAUUUGCAACUGAAAGAAACAAGCAACUAUUAUUACCAAAUCCAAACGCAGUUACUUGUCACAGGAAGAGAUUGUUGUGAUUUAUUUAUAUGGACUAAUGUUGAUGAAAAAAUAAUAAAUGUUAAAAAAAAUGAUUCAUUUAUACAAAAUAUUAUAAUCCCUCGAGUAAAAGCUUUUUUUUUCAAUUUAUGUUGCCAAAGAUAG